This is a messenger RNA of Cydia amplana, 1412 nucleotides long. Its product is annotated as carbohydrate sulfotransferase 4-like. The record is from RefSeq and is a predicted model, not a curated record. Gene Ontology annotation, molecular function: N-acetylglucosamine 6-O-sulfotransferase activity. Gene Ontology annotation, biological process: N-acetylglucosamine metabolic process; sulfur compound metabolic process. Bases 30 to 1385 code for a protein of 451 amino acids. The transcript has 5 exons. NCBI's taxonomy places the organism in Eukaryota, Metazoa, Arthropoda, Insecta, Lepidoptera, Tortricidae.
AUAUUUGGCCAUGAUUACACAGGCAAAAUAUGAUAUUUUUUAGAAUUACCCUUAAGACGUGGAUCAUAGAGCCAAGGAACCGUGAAAUUUUGUUAACCAAGUGUGUUCCAUAUUUACCUUCAUUAGCCAGAGUUUACAAGUGCACAAUGCUGUUGAGAUUUAACUUUUAUUGGAUAUGUUUCGCAUUCGGCAUCAGUGUAUUGUUAAUUCUUGCUGUAACUCGAUACACAGACAACACAAAGCACCGUUCAAAUCCAGAGCGGCCCGGGAAUUAUAACAACUUCCUGACAGAAGAAGAACAAUGGAACAGCCCCCCCGUGGGCUCACCAAACAUUGACGAUAUACUCGAGGAGACUAGAGUGAAAAUUGCCUUAGAAUUAACAAAUUAUAACUUCACAAAUUCGGCGGCAAAAAAUCUGAGGGAACUACUGUUGGAAUCGGGGGGGCAGCCUCUACGAAGCCUCGUUAUAUCAACGUGGAGGUCUGGCUCGACGUUCCUAGGUGAUAUUCUGAAUGCGAUGCCAGGAAACUUCUACCACUUUGAGCCAUUUAUGAAUGUCAAAGCAUUCCAGAUCAGAGGCCCACCAGAAGCUGAAAACGCAUUAACAACAGUCAAGGCCUUGUUCAAGUGUGAUUUCGAUACCUUUUUACGUGGAUAUUUAGAAGAGUACCUUCGUAAUAAGGUGACACCAUGGUACCAGUUCAAACACAAUGACAGAUUAUGGAAGCACGUUAAAUACAAUAGAGACCUGUUUUUUGAUCCCAUGUUCACUUCUAGCUUUUGUAAGUUGUUCCCGUUCCAAAGUAUGAAACUGGUGCGGUUCCGGCUACGACUCGUGCAGGAUAUUAUGGAUGAUCAUGAACUAAAUGUAAAAGUGGUACUGUUGGUCCGCGAUCCGCGGGCGGUCAUGCAGUCCCGGCAAGGCAAAGGCGUGGAGUUCUGUAAAAAAACAAGCCCAGAUUGCUCUCAGCCUGAACUGCUCUGCGCUGACAUGAUAAGCGACUAUAUAGCUGCGAAAAAACUUCAGCAACAAUACCCAAACAGGCUUAUGGUACUACGUAUGGAAGAUUUAUCUUUAGAGCCCAAAAGCAUGACGCUCCGACUAUUCAAGUUCUUAGGGCUCAGCAUGACGGCCGAAGUUGAGCAGUUCCUGGCAUCGCAUACCACUCUGCAGGCGGGGGGAGCCUACGACACCUUCAGGGUGUCCCGCGACGUGCCGUUCAAGUGGAAGAAUAUUUUACACUAUGAAUACGUUCAGGAGAUACAGAUGGCAUGCAAGCAGGCUAUGGAGUUGUGGGGAUAUCGGUUGGCGCACAACGCUACGCACAUGACAAGCAAGGACUUUCACCCACUGGACACAUUCAAUUAUACUCGACGGUCUUAAGAAGCAAAUAAAAAGUUACAGUUUUUU